Messenger RNA from Cyprinodon tularosa, 2395 nucleotides. It is a transcript of the gene grid1a, whose product is annotated as glutamate receptor, ionotropic, delta 1a. Gene Ontology annotation, molecular function: transmitter-gated monoatomic ion channel activity involved in regulation of postsynaptic membrane potential; glutamate-gated receptor activity. Gene Ontology annotation, biological process: synaptic transmission, glutamatergic; monoatomic ion transport; modulation of chemical synaptic transmission. NCBI's taxonomy places the organism in Eukaryota, Metazoa, Chordata, Actinopteri, Cyprinodontiformes, Cyprinodontidae. The annotation marks the transcript as partial. The record is from RefSeq and is a predicted model, not a curated record. Gene Ontology annotation, cellular component: plasma membrane; postsynaptic membrane. The transcript is spliced from 9 exons.
GGUCGAAUAAGUGGACUGACAGGAUUGAUGGACUUCCGUGCAGAAGGCUCUAAUUCCCACGUACAGUUUGAAAUCCUUGGGACUAGCUACAGUGAUGCUUUUGUGAAGGAUGUAAAACGGCUGGCAUCAUGGGACUCCACUCGGGGCUUGAAUGGAAGCCUGAAGGAGAAUCGGAUAGAGAGUGGUAUGCAGGGAGUGACACUCAAGAUUGUAACCUUACUGGAGGAACCAUUUGUUAUGGUGGCUGAAAACAUCCUGGGUCAACCCAAACGAUAUAAAGGUUUUUCUAUCGAUGUCCUGGAUGCCCUCGCCAAGAUCCUGGGUUUCAAGUAUAACAUUUAUCAAGUCGGUGAUGGGAAGUAUGGCUCAGCGCUCCCUAAUGGAUCCUGGAAUGGCGUAAUUGGAGAGCUCAUUGGAAAGCGAGCUGAUUUGGCUGUGUCAGCCAUCACCAUCACUCCAGAGCGGGAGAGUGUAGUGGACUUCAGCAAACGCUAUCUGGACUACUCUGUGGGAAUCCUGACGCGCAAGUCAGAGGACAAGAUCAACAUUUUCUCACUGCUAGCGCCAUUUGACCUCGCCGUAUGGGCAUGCAUUGCUGCAGCUAUCCCUGUGGUGGGCAUUAUGAUCUUUCUGCUCCGGCGUAUCCAGGCAGUCAGAUGUCACAGCAACACAGGCCAUCCACCACCGUCCACCUCUACCUCGCUUCAGAGUGCCAUCUGGAUUGUCUAUGGUGCUUUUGUGCAGCAAGGCAGUGACUCCAUCCUGGGUUCAGUGGCUCUGCGUAUUGUCAUGGGCAGCUGGUGGCUUUUCACCCUCAUCGUGUGUUCGUCCUACACAGCAAACCUGGCUGCCUACCUCACCGUGUCACGCAUGGACAACGCAAUUAGGUCAUUCCAGGAUCUUUCCAAGCAAGUGGACCUUGCCUAUGGGACAGUUCGGGACUCAGCUGUGUAUGAAUAUUUCCGUGCCAAAGGCACCAACCCUUUGGAGCAGGACAGCACAUUUGCUGAGCUCUGGAAGGUCGUCAACAAGAACAAUGGCUUUGAUAACUCAGUUUCAAGUCCAUCAGAGGGCAUCAAAAAGGCGAAGCGAGAGUCAUACGCAUUUCUGUGGGACAUGGCAGUGGUGGAGUAUGCUGCUCUGACAGAUGACGACUGCACACUGACUAUAGCAGGAAACAGUAUUAGCACCAGAGGCUACGGCAUGGCCCUGCAACACGGCAGUCCUUACAGAGACCUCUUUUCUCAGAAGAUUUUGGAACUUCAGGAGAAAGGUGAUCUAGACAUCCUGAAGCAAAAAUGGUGGCCAAAGAAAGGCCGCUGUGAUCUACAGAGCCACACAGACGCACAGCCUGAAGGACGGGCGCUGCGUCUGCACAGCUUUGCUGGUGUGUUUUGCAUCUUAGCCGCCGGGCUUCUACUUGCCCUCCUGGUAGCCGCCCUGGAAACCUGGUGGAACAGCAACCACUGCCGGAGAGAGCAGCCCAAAGAGGACAAAGAGGUGAACCUGGAACAGGUCCACCAGCGUUUGAACAGCCUCCUGGAUGAGGACCUAGCACACAAGCAGCUGCCAGGUCAGUCAAUCGAGAUCUCCGCCCUCGACAUUGGCAAUAUGCAGCCCAGUCAGUCUCUGGAGGCCUUGUCUGUUCGAGACUACCCAUCACACCGUGGGCCCUCGCCCCUGUCUGUGACCACCUUCCUUCAGGAGAGCCGUGGGGCAGGGAGGACACUAGGAGCAGCCGCUGGCAGAACCUUGCCCCUGCCACUCAGCAGUGCCACAAUGCCCUCUAUCCGGUGCAAGCACAGGGCGCCCAAUGGGGGUCUUUUCCGACAGAGCCCAGUCAAGACACCCAUGCCAUUGUCCUACCAACCAGUGCCAGGAGGACCAAUCCCAGAGGCCAGAGAGCCCAGCCACGGGACAUCUAUUUGAGCAUGGCAAACGUUCACAAAUACUCAAGCUCAAACAGAAGAGUCCAGAACUAAUUGGAGUGCCUACAGAGUGAGGAGAUAUAAAUAAACACUACAAAGGAUUUUUAUUGUAAGUGAGACGACACAUGACAGACACUAAGACUUUAUUGUAGAUAUUUGUAAGUACAAAUAAAAAGCAACAUUAAAAAGUGUAUUUUGAAUAUUCUUCACAGUUGAGUUUAAAAAAAAAUCCUAAAAGACUUUAAAAAAUGACUGUUUGAAUGGAUUUGUAAAUUUUGUUCCAAACAAUUAAAGGUGAUAAUUCUUUGUGGUUGUUUUCUAAGUGCCAAGUUUAAAAAUGUUUUCUUUCAGAUCAACAUUAACUGAUUGUACUGUGAGAAUACAUGAAAAAAAGACAUUUCACACCUCAAAAUACAUGGGAAGAGUUGAUUUUGUUUAAUAAAAAAUAAAAGCUAACAAACACCAAA